Eurytemora carolleeae is the source of this 725-nucleotide messenger RNA. Its product is annotated as heterogeneous nuclear ribonucleoprotein A2 homolog 1. The transcript has 3 exons. Lineage: Eukaryota; Metazoa; Arthropoda; Copepoda; Calanoida; Temoridae. Bases 79 to 534 code for a protein of 151 amino acids. The record is from RefSeq and is a predicted model, not a curated record.
AGUUUAUAAGCAAGUAAAAAUGUUUGUACAUGCUAUAAUCACUGUCCAGUGUCCAGCGUUCAGUGUCCAGUGUCUAUCAUGAAUAGUGGAAUAAAGAUAUUGUCCGUUAUGUCUGCUGCAGUCGCCAUGGUGCAUGGAUAUGGAGGAAUAGACAAAUAUGGAUAUAGUUGGCCCCAAGUCGUCAGAUACGAUGGCGGUUAUGGAUAUGGAAAUCCACAUCUAGAAGACGGGUAUGGAUAUAGCGGAGAAUAUGAUAAAGAUAGAUAUAGUGGUGGAUAUGUGUAUGGCGGAGGUUAUAACAAAGGCGGAUAUGGUGGCGGACACGGGUAUGGUGGCGGAUAUUUUGGCGGAGCUGGUGGCAGACACGGGUAUGACGGCGGAUAUGGUGGCGGACACGAGUAUCGCGGCAGACAUGGGUAUGGUGUUCGUCCUGUGCAUGAAAAGUUCUUCAGUGGCUCUAUCGGAAAACCCUUUGAUAUGGUGCUUGGUGAUGGAGGCAUUUUCGGGAAGAGAAACAGAAGAUUCCUGCAUUGAAGAGUUAACGAACGAGAAGGUUGUAUUGUACAACGUUUUAUAAGUAUUGCACUUAAAAAAUUCUGGAAUUAUCUUUUAAGUAUGUAUUGUGUUUUUUGUGUGAUAACUGUCGUAUAGAUAAUUAUGCAUGCAUUUAUCACUUUUUAAAUGCACUGUUUUAUCACUUGUUUAAUAAAAUCUUAGAAACCUGA